CGAUCCCGAGUUUCAGAAGCUGCUUGACGCCACCGAUGGAAAGAUAAAGCUUUCUGAUCAUCUGCCUGUGCUCGACGACGAGGAGAAAGACUUUGCUGUUGGAUCUAUGGGCGUCAGGCCUAAGGAAUUUAGCCUUGCAUCAAACUGCCGAGGGCAUCGACAAAGCAAAGUAUAAAGGAGACUGGCAGUUUCUGCAGGGAAAACGAGGCGCUAUGCUCGUGAUGUACAAACCCCGUCUAGAGCAUUUUCCUAAAGGGAAGGUGUUUGAAGCGAUCUACAAGGUUCCAGAGCUCAAGGACAAGUACGUCGUCCCAUCGGUGUACAAGUGUCGUGCAUAUGUUACCUAUUUGUCCGAGAAGGCCGGAGAGAAGAUUUCGUUGGCUCUCCUCCCGAAAUCUGGCAAAGAGAACGAGACGCAGCUCAACUGGUGGACUGAUUCAAAGAUAGAAAACCUUCAAACCAAGACGGAUAAAGACUACGUGUUCUCGCCACUUUUCACUUGCAAGCGCAAGAUCCCCUUGAUUCGUCCUCUGAUGCGCGACUCACCUACUCCAGACCCUGAGGAUGCCGACUUCUGGAUGGAUGUUUACCCGCCUUGGGAGCCACUCGAUGAUGAUGGAGAGAUCGAUCCAGUAUAUGAUGAUAAUCAAGAGGAUGACCCGAACGUAUACAACCCGCGAAGAGACUCUGAAUUUGUGCCAUUCCCUAUUUCAGACGACGAUGAGUGAUGACUUGUUGGGACCUUUUCUUCUUGUUAUAUUAGGUUGACGUUGCCAUAUGAGAUGUAUAAUUACUUGUGUAGUGGAUGUUCGAGUACAAGACUAUUUAUGCAGUGCCCAUAUCUAGGUUUGUCACUCGUGUCGUAAUCU
This is a messenger RNA of Suillus plorans, 869 nucleotides long. RefSeq lists its product as uncharacterized. The record is from RefSeq and is a predicted model, not a curated record. The transcript is spliced from 5 exons. The coding region runs from base 213 to 728 and encodes 171 amino acids. NCBI's taxonomy places the organism in Eukaryota, Fungi, Basidiomycota, Agaricomycetes, Boletales, Suillaceae.